AUCUUGUUGUCUGAAAUCGACUAUAAAAUUGAAAAUCUGUUUGAUUAACACAUACAAUACAGGCAACACCGCUGCGGUGUCAAUAUGGCAGCAAGGACAUUGACGGCGCAAGGCGGAAAAAGUUGACCAUCCUCACAUCCGCGUUGUCUGUCAUUUAGCUUGCGCUGCAAUUUGUAAACCGAUGUCAUAUGGAGUUCAUAAAGGCAUAUUUUAAUGUAUAAGGAAUUCCUCUCCGAUUAUAUUACGUCUCGGUCUACAUUUGAUUCAACUGACUGAAAUUCCACACCCGGCCAAUUUUAAAGAAUAAAAUAUAUACCAAUUAAUUUCAAUAUAUCAUUGAAGAAAAAAGAAGCUUGUGAAAUAUUUUCGAAACUUCAAGAAACAAAAUGGGCUCUUUUGAAGGCGAUGGAUACAAAUUAAAGUGUGAAAAAGACAAUAACGUUCAACAUGCAGCUUUGUUUGAGAUAGAAAAUGGCGUUGAAGAUGCUGAGAAAGGAGAUCUCCUUGUUGAGGUUGAAACAGAUCCAAAGCAACAUAUCUUGUACUCGGCCGGGGAUCAUCCACCAAUUUAUUUGACCAUUUUCUUUGGGUUUCAGCACACUCUGAUCUCAAUUUCCGGUGUGAUGGCCGUCUCUUUAUUAGUCUCUGACGUCACAUGUGCAAAUCUAGAUGACGACAUUAAGUCGACUCUUCUUAGUUCCUCUUUGCUGAUGUCUGGUAUCUGUACAAUAAUGAUGAGUUUAAUCGGCUCCAGACUACCUCUGUUUCAAGGAGCAGCUAGCGAUUUUUUGGUUCCAUUGCUUGCAAUGCAGGCUUUGAAUAAAUCAAGGUGUAAUCUUAUACAGACUUCUGACACAGAUACAAACCAAACAACUUUUACUAAUUCGUCCGGAAUUUUAAUUGUAAACCAGAGAGAGUUUAUUCUGAGCAACAUCCAAGAACUCCAAGGAAGUUUGGUGGCUGCAGGGACAUUUCAGUUUUUGAUUGGAGCCACAGGAUUAGUCAGCCUCCUUUUGAAAUUCAUUGGACCAAUCACAAUCGUUCCAACUCUAUUCCUGAGCUGCGUUUUUCUCGUAAGAGCAUGCGUUAAAUUUGCUUCCGUUAACUGGGGAAUUUCAUUCAUGGUAGCAGCCGUGUCCCUGAUACUGUCGCUCUAUCUAAGCCAUCGCAACACCCCUAUUCCGAUGUGGACGAGAAAGAAAGGUUUUCAUAUCAUGUGGUUUCCAUUACAUCAAGUGUAUUCGAUCCUUAUUGGGAUCCUAGUUGGUUGGUUUGUGUGUGGUGUAAUGACAGCAGCAGGUGCGUUUAGUCCUGGUGACAAGUUGGCGAGAACAGACACUGGCUUGGACGCCAUUAUAAAAGCUGAUUGGUUCCGAAUACCGUAUCCAGGUCAGUUUGGUCCUAUUUCGUUCAGCACGAGCGUAUUUGUGGGAUUUUUGAUAGGAACUGUUACCUCUAUACUUGAUUCUAUUGGGGACUACUAUGCAUGCGCAAAGAUGUGCAAUCUUCCUCCCCCACCAGCACAUAGUGUUAAUCGAGGGAUAGCCAUUGAGGGGUUCUGUAGUCUGAUCGCGGGUUUCUUUGGAUGUGGACAUGCUACGACAACGUACGGAGGGAAUGUAGGUGCAAUUGGCGUAACAAAGGUAUCCAGUAGAGACGUUUUUAUAACAACGGGUGUGAUAUAUUUUAUAUUCGGUAUCAUUGGGAAGAUCUCGGCAGUUUUCCUUACCAUUCCUUAUCCCGUACUCGGUGGGGUACUUUUCGUGAUGUAUGGAAUGUUCAUCGGUGUUGUUCUGUCAAAUCUACAAGUUGUUUCCCUUAGCUCAUCUAGAAACCUUGCCAUCAUGGGAACCGCCAUCUUGUUUGGUCUCAUGAUUCCGUAUUGGCUGGAGACCAAUCCCGAUGCUAUUCAAACAGGAUCAGCAACCACUGAUGGUAUGAUCAAAUUGCUAUUGAUCAAUCCCAACUUGUGUGGGGGAGUUUUGGCCUGCUUUCUGGACAACACAGUUAGAGGUACUUUGAAAGAAAGAGGAAUUGAGGCAUGGCAGAAAAUGAUCGACGAAAAAGCAUACGAUAUGGAAGAAUUCGAUGGUGACGUCACGAUUUAUGAUAUCCCUCUCCCGCGAUUUUUGAAAGAGUCCAAAUUGUUCCGGCGUUUACCAUUUAUUCCUCCAUUGCGUGAUUAGGUAUUCUAUCAAACAUAACGGAUGGCCUUAACUAGUCAUACACGUUACAUGUAACUAGGCAUAGUAACUGUAAUUAAACAAUAUAACUUUUUCUACGUGUAUUUCCUGGUUUACACUGAUCAUUUGUAAUAAUAAGCGAUUUUAAAAUUCUAUUAACAUGUUGUUACUUCGUUUGUGAUUUCAUAAUUCAUUUGUGUUGUUUAAAAAGUAUAUCUGUCAUUUUCAAAGUAUCAUUGACUAAAAAUUCAAAUUAUAGUAUGAAAAAAAAGCGCCAUUCUUUCAUACAAUUGUUUGUUG
Messenger RNA from Magallana angulata, 2483 nucleotides. RefSeq names its product solute carrier family 23 member 2-like. NCBI's taxonomy places the organism in Eukaryota, Metazoa, Mollusca, Bivalvia, Ostreida, Ostreidae. Bases 387 to 2186 code for a protein of 599 amino acids. Gene Ontology annotation, cellular component: membrane. Gene Ontology annotation, biological process: transmembrane transport. The transcript has 11 exons. The record is from RefSeq and is a predicted model, not a curated record. Gene Ontology annotation, molecular function: transmembrane transporter activity.